AUGACCACACAAAUCGCUCCUCUGGGUCCUGCUCCUGCUAUUCCUGCUACUGACAAGGAGUACUCUUUCUUCGAAGCUCUCGCUCUUGGUCCAAGGGAAUCCUUCUCGCUCGUCUCCAACGAAGCACUCGGUCUCCCCAGCAGUCCAACCAGCCCUACCAGACCUACAGCGAUAUCUGAGCAACAACAACAAAAGUCACGGUCACCACUGCUGUCUUCUCUCCCUGAGCUCACUCCGUCCGGUCGACCGGCCACACCUCCUCACACCAAGAAGCGCCUCGCGCAAGUUUCUGCCCAGGCUUACGUUCCCGCUAGUCCUUCAAGGAGCGCUACAGUGCUACCCACACCAAAGUCAGCCACAGCGCCGCCAUCAUCCUCUCUCAAACAGGCACCCUCUGUCACCACCUCGUCUGUUCCUAGCAACACAGCUCCCCGAUCGCUCAACAGCAAAAAGAGCAACGUCAUGGCCAACACAGUAAAAGCCCAGGGCGCAUGCCUGGAGCUAUGCCACAAGACCACCGCCCUCGGCGACCGCAUCUCGGUCCGCAUGCUCGAGUACCUCACAAUGGUGACGAAGCAACCCCACGGCCUCGACGUCCUCGCCCACGACUUCCUCGACACCUGCGAGAUCCUCUUCUCCAUCGAGGCCGGCCUCGGCGAGUGCAUCCGUAACCAGCAGACCUUCCCCGCCGACGUCAUCUCAGAGCUGAGCAAGAAGUUCCGCGUCACACAAGCAGACUUUCAGCUCCUCGAUCAGAUGCUCGGCAGGUUUCUGGAGAAUGAGCGCAAGGGCACCAUGGGUCGCAUGCGUCGUGGAUGGGGUCGCAUCUUUGGCGAUAACGAUAUCGAAAAGAUGAUCAACGCCCUCGGCCGCACACGCGAGAGUCUGCGCAUGAGCGCUCUCAUGUUCCAGUGGAGUCUCGGCAACGAAAAGAUUGAGAAUGAGCUCGGUAUUGGUUACACCGGUCUCGCAGCUGCUCUCGACCGCAUGGACUCCCGCGCUGGUGUCGCUCCCCGAUCAAAGGUCUCCGACGCUGGCGGUUCUCAGUACAGGCCGUCUUCCGCCUCUGCUCAUCGCGGUAUGGAGGGCCAUCAAAUGUCCAUCAACUCACAGCCUCCUCUGCCCCCUCUACCUUGGGCUGGUGGUGGCACUGCUUCUCUACAUACCGAUACCAUGGCUGCGUCUAUCCACAACGAUGCGCGCUCAUUCAGCGGCCAUCAUCAACCCAACGGUGCCAGUUCAGUGCACUCCAAUGAGCGAUACCACUCUGGCACAACAGCUACCUUUGAUCGCAUGAGCACUUUUGAUGAGCACCACGAGACACGGUCGCAGCACACUCAAAUAUCAGAUAGCGAAGUCUCUCUUGAAGAGCUUGCCGGUCUUGAUCUCAACGGCGGCACCAAGACUGUCCGCAUCAAGGCCGACCCCUUCAGCAUGCCCCGCUGGAACCCCCGCAACACUGUCGGUGCUGACGCCGCCAACCUCAAGACAGCUCUCAUCAGCGCUGUCCGCGGUAAGAACCACAAGCUCAUCGAGCAACUCCUCGACCGUGGUGUUUCCCCCAACACAGGUCCUGAUCACCUCGCCCUCAAGGAGGCUGUUCUCAACACCGACUCUGAGGCUGUCCGUCUGCUUCUUCUCUUCGGUGCUGACCCCAACGGUAUUGACCGCGAUGGCGUCACUCCUCUCUUCGCUGCUGUCGAGAGAUCAUUCAUCGCCGGUGCCGUCCCUCUUCUCAAGUAUGGCGCCGAUCCCCGCUUCCAAAUCGGCCCCGACAACGAGACCGCCCUUGCUGCUGCCUGCAUGGCCAACAAGGUCAACUUUGCUCAUCUCCUCUUGAUCUAUGGAGGUGACCCCAACCAGCUGACCGCCACUGGCGAGACGCUCCUCAGCAGCGCCAUCAACAAGAAGACGCCCAAGAGGUUCAUCGACCUCAUCCUCGACUACGGCGCUGAUCCCGACGGCAAGAGUCGCGAGGGAAAGACUGCUCUCUUCGAGGCUAUCCAGAACUCUCGCGUCGACAUCGUCCAGAGUCUUCUCGACCACGGCGCUGACCCUAACUUGCCUGGUCCCAAGCACAUGCUCUGGCCCUCGACAUACCAGUCAGCAUGUCUGCAGGUCCUCCUCAACCACGGCGCCGACCCCAAGAAGGCGCCCGGUAUUAUGGAGCUCGCCGUCAGUGUCAACAACAUCGAGUCGGUCAAGAUUCUCAUCAACGCCAAGGUCGACCCCAACCUCAAGAAGGAUGGUGUCUACACUCCUUUGUGUACAGCGAUUCGUGACAACCGACCCGACAUCUUCCACCUCCUCCUCGCCAACAAGGCCGACCCCAACGUCCCUGCUAGCGAGUACCCUACAUUCAAGUGCAUUACUCACAACCGUCUUCAAUACCUCCCUCGUCUUGUCGAGGCUGGUGCCAACCUUUCUUCGCCCAAGGGUAUUGUUGAGACUGCUGUCAGCGUCAACAACAUGGAGGCUCUUACAUGGCUCCUUGAGAAGGGCAUGAACCCCAACGACAAGAACCCCAAGGGUCACUCUCCCUUGACGACCGCCAUCCGAGAGAACAGGAUCGAGAUGGUCGACUACCUCCUCAACAACGGCGCCGACCCCAACGUCCGCGGUCAAGACUGGCCCGUCUGCAUGGCCGUCCGCAACCCCCCCAUCCUCAAGCGCAUUUUGUCUGUGCUCGCCGAGCCCCGCGCCUUCAAGGGAGUCAUGGAGAUGGCCGUCGUAGCCAACCAGCUCGAGUCCGUCAAGCUGCUCCUCAACGCCGGCGUCUCAGUAGAAGACAAGAACGGCGGUGUUUUCUCUCCUCUCACAUCCGCCAUCCGCGAAGACCGCAAGGACAUCGUGUGGUACCUCAUCAACGAGGGCGGCGCCGACAUCAACGCCCCCGGCGAGCAUCUCCCCGUUGUCAAGGCCCUCCGCCGAUACCGCGGCGACGGCGAGAUCCUCGAGUUUCUCCUCGAGCACGGCGCGGACCCCAACAAGUUGUACCGCGGCUGGAACGGCGUCAUGCAAGCCGUCGAGAACGGCGACGAGCAGAUCCUCCGUCUCCUCGGUGAAAAGGCCGGUUUUGAUCUCGAUGUCAAGGAUGAGCUUGACCGAUCUGCUACCGAGAUUGCUGCUUCAAGAGGUUGGGAAGAGGCUGUUGAUAUUCUCCAGCAGUACGCCAUUACAAAGUCGCCUUAA
Molecule: messenger RNA, 3192 nt
Organism: Fusarium pseudograminearum CS3096
Lineage: Eukaryota; Fungi; Ascomycota; Sordariomycetes; Hypocreales; Nectriaceae
Exons: 1
Coding region: 1-3192 (1063 amino acids)
Molecular function (GO): protein binding
Source: RefSeq, a predicted model, not a curated record